Messenger RNA from Cadophora gregata, 2406 nucleotides. RefSeq lists its product as uncharacterized. Gene Ontology annotation, biological process: secondary metabolite biosynthetic process. NCBI's taxonomy places the organism in Eukaryota, Fungi, Ascomycota, Leotiomycetes, Helotiales, Ploettnerulaceae. The record is from RefSeq and is a predicted model, not a curated record. The coding region runs from base 1 to 2406 and encodes 801 amino acids. Gene Ontology annotation, molecular function: flavin adenine dinucleotide binding; oxidoreductase activity, acting on CH-OH group of donors. The transcript is spliced from 10 exons.
AUGCAUCCCGAAGCCGCGUUCUUUUUGGUUUUCGCCUUCCUUACACUCACUCACUCGCUCCACCUUAAUCCCCGAGAUCUCAACGCUCCUUUCUUACCCUGCUACGACUACAUCAUUGUUGGUGGCGGGGUCUCCGGUCUUGUAGUUGCGAAUCGUCUCACUGAAGAUCCCAAUGUGACGGUGUUAGUCCUGGAAGCUGGCGACCUUGAUGACUACGAAGACUUGAUUCUGUUUCCUAUCGAAGAUGGCUAUGGUCUUGGAACGAAAUACGAUUGGAAUCUCUGGACUGUUCCUCAGACAUACCUCGACGGUGCAUCACGACCGUAUGAUAUGGGGAGAGGAGUGGGUGGUGGCAGCUUGAUUAAUGGAAUGUGCUGGACUAGAGGUGGCCGAGCCGAUUAUGAUGCCUGGGCUGCUCUUGGCAACGAAGGCUGGGGUUGGGAUGAUUUGCUGCCGUACUUCAAGAAAAGUGAGAACUACACCGACAACGUGAAUGCUGAAUUCAGCCACGAGCUUUAUAUCCAACCUGACGCGGCUACACAUGGUACGGACGGCUAUGUCCAUGUCAGCUAUCCGCGAUACUUUUACAACCAAUCUCAUCUCUUCCUGGAUGGCCUGAGAGAGCUUGGCAUUCCAGUCCUGACUGACCCGAACAAUGGAACUGCUGCUGGUGGGAUGCUCAUUCCUGACAGUAUCUCUCCUGACAAUCAAACACGAUCGAGUGCCAGGCUGGGCUACUACGAUGGUUUCAUUGACAGUCGCCCGAAUUUCCACAUUGCAAGCCAACAGCACGUUACGCGAGUGCUUCUCGACCAAGAUGCUCCAGCCAAUGUCACGUCUCGAGACUAUCCACCAGGGCAAUGGAUCGGCGGUGUUGAGUUUGCAACGAAAGGAACUUUGUCCCUUCGCAAUGUUAGUUGCUCGCGGGAAGUAAUUCUUGCAGCUGGGGCAGUGCAUACACCUCAGAUCCUUGAAUUGUCAGGUAUCGGUAGUCCAGAUAUUUUAGACGACUUUAAUAUUCCAGUGGCCAUCAAUCUUCCCGGCGUAGGAAAUAACUUUCAAGACCACCCGUAUGUUGGAGUCAUUUAUUAUUAUGAUAAUGCCUCGUAUUUCAACAUCAACAUGCUCAACUUCAACCCGACCCUCUUGGAUCAGGCCGCCCGAGAGUAUUAUGUCAAUAAGACCGGUCCCUGGACAGCCGGAGCAAUCAACACUGUCGCUUUCCCCUCACUACCGUCAAUCUCCAAGAAUUGGACGGCCAUGAUGGUAGAUGCUUUGAAUCAGAAUGCUUCUCUACAUCUCCUCCCUGGUCUCGAUGGAACUAUAAUUGCAGGAUACGAGGCCCAGAAAAGAAUUCUCGUAGCAAUGUUGAGUCGUGAUGAUGUUGGAGCUUAUGAGAUAUUGAACGACAAUGUUGGACUUCUUGCAGUCGCAGCAAUGCAUACUUUCUCCCGCGGAAGUGUUCAUAUUCAAACGAGAAGCUCUUUCGACCAACCAGCCAUCGAUCCUCGGUAUUGUUCAAAUCCUCUUGACUGUCAGAUCAUAUCUGAAGGAUUACUUUUCAACAAUCGAAUUAUCAAAACUGCUUCAAUGAGAGUUUUGGAUGUUGCUCCGUACUACCCAUUCUUCCAGGACGCUACAUUGGAAACUCUGAUGCCAGCAAUUCAGAGCGGUAUCAGAACAGAGUUUCAUGGUUCUGGUACGACUUCUAUGUUGCCCCUCGAGCUUGGUGGUGUUGUCGAUACACAUCUCCGCGUAUACGGGACGAAAAAUCUAAGGGUAGUUGAUGCUGGAAUCUUCCCGUUGGUGCCUGCAGCUCAUUUACAGGCACCGGUGUACGCGGUUGCAGAGAAGGCUGCAGAUAUUAUCAAAGCUGACAAUGAGGGUUUGACUCCUCGUGGAUGCGGUAUGGACUCGUCGUUUGCGAGAUCCGGUCCACUGGUCUCCAACCAUAUCAGCUCGUUUUUGAAGCCAACUUUUUCGUCGGUCACUAGUGCCCACCCAUCAGCUUCGACGUUCCCAGAGCUUCUCGAUUCGCAGCUGGCUGUCAAUUUCACUCGUUGGAACUCUUCUUCUCAAAAGCCACCUCUCUUGGUAGCUUCUGGGGCUGCGUUUGAUCAACUUCCCUCAACUAUCAAGUCAGAUGCUAUUCUGAAUGCAGCUUCUAUCUUUCUGGCAAAUCCACCGCCGUUCUCAUCAUUUAUCAGCAUCCAGGCUUUCACUCUGCGAGAUGGAGCCAUUCCAGCAUCGACCACCACCAGUUCGGGAUUGCACAUAGCUACUGCUAGCUCCACAACCUCCAGCAGUGCCAAUGAAACCAAUACUAGGAGCUCAACCGUGGUCACUAGUAUUGUGGUUGUGACGAUGAAAGCUCGAGAUGAUGCUUGUAGCGCUACUGGCGAGUAA